UCGAGGUAAUCACGUGUGUCGCUGCGCACAUGCGCGUGCGCGGCAAAGUGAUGGAGCGUGUUUCUCCGUUUUAAGCGUACAGUACCAGUUAAGUACUGGAUACGGUGAGCGAAGCGAGAGUCGCGGUGCGCGGCGUACAGUCCGGAUUGUUUGGUACUGACACCACGUCUCUCGUGUAUGGGUCGUAUGCGCCGUGUGUAAUCCCAAGAUGGCGUCCGCGGAACAGGUCGGCCUCAACAAAACAUGGGAAUUGUCGCUCUACGAGCUGCACCGCACCCCGCAGGACGCGAUCACCGACAGCACGGAGAUCGCGGUCAGUCCGCGGAGUCUGCACAGCGAGCUCAUGUGCCCCAUUUGCCUGGACAUGCUGAAGAAGACCAUGACCACCAAGGAGUGCCUCCACCGUUUUUGCUCCGACUGUAUUAUCACGGCUUUACGGAGCGGUAACAAAGAAUGUCCUACGUGCAGGAAGAAAUUGGUUUCCAAAAGAUCUCUCAGACCGGAUCCAAACUUUGAUCUGCUAAUCUCAAAAAUCUAUCCGAGCAGAGACGAGUAUGAAGCUCAUCAGGAACGAGUUUUGGCUAAACUGAAUAAGUCGCAUUCGCAGGCCGCGCUCGUUAACUCUAUUACGGAGGGCAUUAAGCUACAAAGUCAAAAUCGUCCGCAACGUUCCAGAAAAAAUGCCAACGAAUCUGAGAAUGCGAGCAACGCAACGUCUUACAACAAUACACCAAAUAUUAGCGCACCUACAACACCAAAUCCGUCUACGAAUAUGGCGAAUCAAAGUGAUUCCUCUCAGAGUGCAACGGGACCUUUGAAUAGUGGAGGAACGACAUCUAGAAACUCUACCACACCGUCACCAAAUCCCGCGAAUCAAAUCCCAAAACCGUCAAAAAGGCAAAAAAGCCUUCAAAAUUCCGAGAAUGAUUCCUCUAGCGCGGAGGCUGAGACUGGCGGCGGCGAUUCCAUGGUUGACACGGAAGGUGAAGGUCCCAGUGAACCUUUGAUGCUUAACGAAAUUGAACUUGUCUUCAAACCACAUCCUACAGAGAUGGCAGGUGACAAUUCUUUAAUAAAAGCAUUGAAGGAGAACAGUAUUCGCUAUAUAAAAACAACAGCAAAUGCCACAGUGGACCACUUGAGCAAAUAUUUGGCAAUGCGUUUAACGUUAGAUUUGGAUACCGAAUUGUCGGAAUCAGAUAGGCUAUUAAAUUUCUGUAUCUAUAUCGCGCCUUCACCCGGGCAGCUUGUGGUGCUAAGUGGCUCACAAACGUUACGGCAAGUGAACGAUAAAUUCUGGCGUGUUAAUCGACCCUUGGAAAUGUACUACUCAUGGAAGAAGACCUAGGGAAGGCCUCAAAAGUAUCAAUCGGAUGAGAGCUAAUUGCGCCAUACUUCGAAGAAAGGAAAGAAUUAUCAUUCAUAUUGCGUGGAAUAUAGUAAAAUAUAUCGAGUAUAGAAAAUAUAUAUCGUUGUUGUAUUGUACUGUAUUUCCACGCUUUCAGUUUAAUUCAACAUUACGGAAAUAUUCAUAAUCAUCGACAAUGGUGCAAUUUUUACAUCUUUAAAAUCGGUUGCCAAUAAUGGUUUUGUUGAUAAAAAUUGAACGGGGCAACUAAUGAAACUAAACUUAUGAAACUGAUUUAAGCGGCAUUGUACGUCCCGAUAUUACGUCGUUCGAAAGAUGCAAUAUAUUGUUUAAUUUCCUUGUUACAUUUACAUGUAAAUUUAUUAUUUUAAAAUGAGAUUUAUAUUUUUCGAAAUGGCAAACUUGAAAUUUUUAGAUGUUGUGCCUAAAAGAAAAUGCAAUGAUAAUUUUUACAAUAUUUUGUAUAUUGCCUUACUGUCCAUUAAUUAAUUGUAUCGAGGGACCAUCAAAACAGUAGCUCAUAUCAUUAAUGUCAAUAAUAAACGAUUAAAAUUCAGUGAGUGAUAGGAAUUUGGGAGAAUAAUUAAAUCUUUUUCUUUUAAUAUUUGCAUUAUGUUGUAUUAUAAAUAAUUAAAUAAUCGUAUAUCGACAUUAUACAUUCUGAUUUAUCGAAUAUGCAUUAAAAUAUCAGUCCAUCUUUAAGUGUCUCAGUUUUUAUGUUAAUAACUUUUGAACGAAGUUCAUAUCACGUUCAGGUUAAACUCUUUAAAGAUUUAUCAGAAACUUGAUCUUUUACCAUAGAAUCACCGUUGACAGUAAUUUCUGCAUUAGAAAAAACAUUUUCAAAAUUUCGAAGGAAACUAAAUAAAUUUAUUGAAAAAUGGCUGUCGGUUAGCGCUGACUUAAUAUAUAUUCAUGAGUGGACACACGGCUUUCAGGAUGUACGAUUGUCGCUUAAAUUCAAAUUGAACUGCAACAGCUGACAAAUGUGUAUGCAAAUGAAACUAUAAAUUCGAAUUGCAAUUACCAUUUCACAUCAUACAAAGUAAUAUCUACAGGAGUUUUACGUACGUUUAUAAAGGGUAUAUAUGUUACAUUCACGCGUAUUCAUGUUGUUCCAUCAUUCAAUGGUCUUAAUAGUCAUUAAUUUAUUUACAUGAUUCUCAAUCACGUGGACCAUGCUGUAUAGUUUGCAGAAAAAGAAUAAAUCUAUGUACAUAUAUGA
This is a messenger RNA of Temnothorax curvispinosus, 2594 nucleotides long. RefSeq names its product E3 ubiquitin-protein ligase RING1 (gene Sce). Gene Ontology annotation, cellular component: PcG protein complex; ubiquitin ligase complex. NCBI's taxonomy places the organism in Eukaryota, Metazoa, Arthropoda, Insecta, Hymenoptera, Formicidae. The record is from RefSeq and is a predicted model, not a curated record. Bases 209 to 1348 code for a protein of 379 amino acids. Gene Ontology annotation, molecular function: ubiquitin protein ligase activity; chromatin binding. The transcript has 4 exons.